ACAGAUAAAAUGGAUAACAAACUUAACAUGCAUUCUGGCUAUCGUACAUAGCCGACGUGUAUUUCAACGGCGCGUUUCACCAAGCAGUUGCUUCUCGUCUAGUGUUAAAUAUAGGAUCUGCAAGUGUACCUAACAUACAUUUUUUACGAUACAGGUUCAAUAAUGCAUUGGCGGUCGAUAUGCUGUUAUUUUUGUUCGUCGCGUGGAGAGACUGCUAAAACAAUUAGCAUAGUAAGCCGCAACAUGCCUUUAGUGAAGACAGCGCAGGGCGAGUUGAAAGGAGUCUUCUGCAGCGAUGUCGAGAAUUACGUGGCGUUCAAAGGCAUACCAUAUGCAAAGCCGCCACUUGGUGAAUUAAGAUUCAAGGCGCCGGAGCCUCCCGAGCCAUGGCAGGGAGUUCGUGACGCGUCGCAGCACGGCCCCGUGUGUCCGCAGUUCAACGAACGCAUGAACCGUGUGGAAGCAGGCAGCGAGGACUGUCUCUACCUUAACGUAUACACCAAAACACUUACGCCACCAAAACCUCUCCCCGUGAUGGUCUGGAUUCAUGGCGGCGGCUUCUAUACGGGAUCUGGAGACUCCGAUUUUUAUGGACCAGAAUUCUUCAUGGCACACGACGUUAUAUUAGUAACAAUUAACUACAGACUUGAAGUCUUAGGCUUUUUGUGUUUAGAUACCGAAGAAGUUCCAGGUAAUGCUGGCUUGAAAGACCAAGUGCUUGCCUUGAAAUGGGUGAAGCAGAAUAUAGCAGCUUUUGGAGGCGACCCCAACAACAUAACUAUAUUCGGAUGCAGCGCUGGCUCCGCGUCAGUGUCUUGUCACCUGGUAUCAAAAAUGAGUGCGAAUUUAUUUAAUAAAGCUAUAUGCCAAAGUGGUGUUUGUCUAAACGAGUGGAGCUACAAUAUAUACGCCCGUCAAAGAGCUUUUCAACUAGGAAAACUGCUGGGAAAAGAAACUGACAAUCCAACCGAGCUGUUAGAAUUUCUAAGAACAGUACCAGCGUCCUCGUUAGUAAACAUACAGUUACCAAUUUUAGAAUUACAAUACAAUGACUUAUUAGACAGUAUUCUAUUUGGCCCAGUAGUAGAAAAAGCCGGUCUAGAAGAAAAUAAAUUUCUAUCGGAUUUACCAAUAGAAUUAGUGAAAAAAGGACAAAUGGCAAAAGUGCCUGUAAUAUUAGGCUACACUUCAGGAGACGGUAUAGAAAUAGGAAGAAAACUGCCACUUACAGCUGGCUUCUUGUCUAUUCCUAGCACAAUAGUACCAAGGGAAUUAAAACUUAAAUGGGAACCAGAAAGAGUGCAGAAAGCUGAUGGCAGGAUACGAAAACAUUAUUUUAAUGAUCAACCGAUAUCGAUGGAGCUGAUACAAGAAUAUACGGACUUUGAAACGGAUAGAGCGUUUUUGUACAAUAUCAUGAGAUACGCACGGUAUCACGUACAAGUUACAUCGGCACCUGUGUACUUCUACGAAUUUGUAGCAGAAACUGAAAGGAAUUUCACGAAAAAGGCAUAUAAUAUGGAUUCCCUAAAAGGAGUAUGUCAUUCUGAUGAGUUGGCUUAUCUAUUCAACGUAACUUGCUUAGAUAUACCGCUAACAGAUGAGUCUAGGGACAUUAUAAAGCAAUUCGUACGCCUAUGGGUGAAUUUUGCUAGAACUGGUAACCCUUCAUCAAACGAAACUAUGAAAUGGAAACCAUUCAAAGAUUCUGAGCGAAAUUACUACAUCAUAGGAAAACAACUGGAAUGCAAGCGUGACCCUAACAAAGAAAACAUGGCUUUCUGGGAAGAUAUUUAUGACGAGUCACAAUUAAAAAUUACCAACAAAUAAUUAUAGGAUAC
Helicoverpa armigera (cotton bollworm) is the source of this 1841-nucleotide messenger RNA. Its product is annotated as esterase FE4. Gene Ontology annotation, molecular function: serine hydrolase activity. The coding region runs from base 163 to 1830 and encodes 555 amino acids. The record is from RefSeq and is a predicted model, not a curated record. The transcript has 4 exons. Lineage: Eukaryota; Metazoa; Arthropoda; Insecta; Lepidoptera; Noctuidae.